CUUUCUCGUCAUCAUUUUCCCACUUGGAAGGCCUCGUUUUUUCUCUCUUUGUGUUUUGUCUGCUUAUGGUCAAGCUUGGCUGCUUCAUACAGGGGCACCCGGAGCUCAGAAUUCCCUGGCGAGUCCAGAUCGAUGUGGGCAUAUGAGGUAGGUAGGUCGUACCUGCCUUGAUUAUUGGUUCAGGUACCUUUGCAAGUGCCGUCGUUGUGAACUACCUUACUUCAAUUCCUCAUCAGACCUCAAGCUCGAUAUCUCAAGGUAAGAUACGUUAGUUACAUAUUGACAUAUACAUCAAUCCGUUUGGAGCCUCAGGAGUUCCAUCCUCCUUUCUGUCUAGCUGCAUCAUCUACUCACUGCUGUCUUCCAUCACUCUGUCAAAGUCAACCUCAAAGCAAACAUAUGCUAGACACCAUCAGAUUACAUUCGACCUAUGUACUAGAGCCCGGGGCCAGGGAUCUUGACCAAACUGGCCAACUGGAACAACACCCGGCAGACGGAUUGGACCGUCUAUGGCGCGCCACAGCUUUUCUCCCCCCUCCUUCACUACCUCUGUAUCUUCCUCUGCCCGCCCGCUCAUCAUCCAUGCAUUCAUCUGUCGCAUCGUGUCGCAGCUUUGAUCAGGAUUAAUAGGGACAAGCAAACAAUGAUACAGUAGAACAGGUAUGCACACUUUGCUGCCCAAUGACAAAAUAUCUGGGGCAAGCUCAUGAUGGUGGCCGCAUCUGCAUGUCCAUUGAUUGAACCCUCCGGAGAUUGCGCUAGCCACCCCCAUCAGGAUCCAGCCAAGAUGUUGAUCCCUCAUCCCGACUCUGUUGCUUGGAUACGAAAGUUGAAGAAAUGAGAAUGCUACUCGAGCAAUCACCAUCCCUCUCACAACUUACCAUCAGUCGCUCAGAAAAACAGGACCACGACAAAAGACCGCGACAUGGACAAGGGAAUGUACUCCAGUGCCAUGGAUGCCAGACAUGGAUGCUGAUGGGAUGGACUAGGGGCGGAAUGGUAACUGGCCAUGCUAUGGCGGCAGGCGGCGGCUGUCAAACUGGCUCCAGAAAGGGCCGUCCCACUAGCCUGCCUCUGUCCUUGACCUGACCUGUCCAUGCCUAGGGCCUGGCAAGCCCCAGUUCGACCUUGCUCAGAGUAGCGGUCGAUCUUCGUCUUCCAUCCACAGUGAAGCCAUGGCAAAGCAACGUAAGGUAUCAAAAUGCUACUGGGCACCGUACCAUGGCACCUUCAGUCCAUCGAUGUCCUUCAAGAUACAGGAUAGGAUGACAUGGCUGGAAAUUUUUGACCCACCGACAUUCCAGUUGCGGCAUCCCGAGCACGAUGUCAUCAUGGUGCCGACUAAGGUGGAAGGGGUUUUGAUAUUGGUGGCAGAGGUACGGAGUAGUCUUCGCUCGACAUGGUUGCUCGUCCGCAUAAAGCGAACAAGACACACGAAACUAUCAGCGAUAUGAACUAAACUACAAUCGAUAAGAUCAAACAGAAAGGAUCAUCAUGAACGGGAUUCACAAUUAACAUUGCAACUGGUAAGGAUGAAAUCAGCAUGCAUCUGACAUCUUUUUGUCGGCUCCAUCACACACCUAAUAACUCAAGACGGGAAGGAAAGAAAAAAAAAUCAAACGUCACAACGUCACAACGUCAGGUGGACCACGUGCGCCAGUUUGUUACAGUGAGAUAGCCAACACGAAUUCUCGCUUCUUCCUCCUGGUUUGGACUGGGCUUGCAAGUUUACAUUGUGCCGUAUCUCCACGGCCACGAUAUUUGACUGCACUAGACCUUGACCCGUAAGCCAUGCCGCCCAAUGGCUUCGGCCUAAGGGCUUGGAGGAGCAAACAGAUGCAAAAGACAAGGGUGCUUGAAUGAAGCUUCGGGGCCCAUGUCUCUCUUCGUUAGCGAUGAGGACCCUUAACAUCCUGAGGCACUUGCUUUAUUACACAAGUUAUGGCUGUGCCAUCCUGGGACCACGAGGCAAGCAAGCAAGGCGAGGCGAGGAGACGCGAGAGGCAAGGGAGAAAGCCAUGGCUAGGGCAGAAGAUGAGGAACAAGGCUGAGCGAAUCAAACAACCAAAGCCUUGUUCAUCAGUCCCCUCCCUUCUCACUCACCCCAUCUCCGCCCCGUCCUCCCUUUGAGACAGUCUGAGCUCCCGGAUCUCGCCUUCCGGUCGGGCUUUGACCUUGAAGUGCUCCGUGUAUCAGACUUACAUGCUCGGGAAGGAAAGAAGAGUGUGCAUCAGUCUAUCAGAGAGAAAGAGAUGAGGCCGCGGGCUGAUCCGCCCGAGGCUGAAGCUGAACGAUUGUUGUGUUUCGGGCUAAUAAGCUGAAUUGGUAUCCUCGCUGCCACCCAUGCCUCGGUGUCAUUUUCACUUUCCAUGGAUGGAGCAGACCCCAAAGUUAAUGUCAACUUGCUCAUGGUCGGCGAUAAUCAUCCUUGGUCAUUGGAAUUUCCUUUACAUCAAGCACAAGGGUUUUCAUAGACCCCUGCUCUCGAGAGUGGCCGGGCAUGCCGCUGCAACUGCAUUUUUCUGCAUGCUCUGUAUCUAAUCCGUGUCCCGUCAGUCGAUCUUACUUUGUGCCAUUUCGAUUCCUUGCUACCACUGUCCCGUCCCGGACUGAGCAUUAUACUAGAACCAGCAUGUUAAUAUUACGAUUCAGAGCUUGGGCUCCCAAGCCUGGCCUGACCAGGUUUCGUCUGGGGAGGAUCUGUUCUAACAGGUGACCAACCAUCGAAGUGGACUCCUUUCGGGAGAAACGUCUGACCUAUUACAACUCUCUCUCAACCUUCUCCAGUUUAAACCGAGCCUAGUUAGCCAUUUCCCAUCAGAGUGCAUGGAUUUUGGCGCGCCGCGCUUUCUAGAUUAGACAGAGAUGCCCUAUGAAAGCUGCAAGUCGAUGGUUUUCAGAUGGACUAUCUCUCUAGCUCGGGCGCGACAUUUUCUUCCUUCUCCUCUUUACAGUACCCGGCAGUGGACACUGAUACGGGAAGCCCCAUCUUCUGACCUCAUCCUCACCAGCUCUGAGCCCUCCCAUUGCUCAACCUUCACGAGGGCAUGGCCAAUCUUCUACUACGCAACACAGCAGGGACGGGAUAAGAGGGUGAAAUGGGCUGACAGGUCUGAAAACAAAACCAGCCCUUCCGGAAAGGUAAAAUCAAGAGUAAAGGGAGGGGGAUACGAGGAAACCCUAUUAACUUCAGAGGAACGGCAUGACCAGAGAGGACUUCCCUGGUCUUAUCCCACGGCCCAUUAUGCUUUACUCGUUGCUUCUUCCGCUUCCCGUUCCGUUGAUCAGAAGCUUGUGUCUAUGGGAAUUGGUUUGAUUGAAAACCCUUUCCUGAGACAGUCUUCACCUAUCAGAUGGCUGCGGGCCAGGGCUUUUGUGCCUACCCACGUCUUCUUCCAACGGCUGACGAUUCUCUGGCUUUUCCCGACCUGGCAAUGGCCUGGCCAGGAUCAACGACGAGAAGAAGAGUCGGCUGAGAGCUCCAUAGUACUAUACCCUAGCUCACCGGUCUAUCCCCGAAUCCGAAAGCGUCCAUCCCAUUACCUCGAAGGUCUGUUGUCUGCCAUUUCAGGUUCUGAAUAAUUUGCUGCGCUUGUUGGCCGGUGAGUAUGUGUCUGUGUGUGAGCCUCUGUCUUGCCUACACGCGUGAAGUCUCCCGCUGAGCGUUCAACGUCCUGUCAUACACGAUUUGAGCCACUCUCCGUCUUUAUCAGCUUCAUCCACACCUAAAUGCACAUGUACACACACUUAGACGGCGUCUUCAGAAUUCAUCAGUUGUCUACUCUGUACAGCUUUCUGGCUUUUACCCACUACCCUCCCACACACACCACUCCUUGAUCGCUCAGUUACAGGAGACACCCCUCCCCCCUUGUGAGGAAAACCCCCCACACCCUCGUCGGUAUUCCUCGUGCGUUCUGCAUAUGUAUAUGGAGAAGGUCAACCUCUGGGGUCUCAUCUUUACAUAUGUAGCAAUGCGAAUGGCUUUAGGUCUCGCUUGUUUGCACUACACUACACAUCUUGAAAACGAUAUACUCCUAACGGCCUGGCCUCGUGUUGGAACGUCCGCCUCAAGCUUUGCGGUCCACCAUCAAAACUCUGUCUUGAGAUUGCCGUCCGGAUCGAGCUACUGGCGGUCUUUUCUAGGCAUCGUUACGGCUCGCUGCCCUGUGGCUUUCCUCAUCCGCCGGCCCACCCUCCACCGACUCAAUCUGUUCUUGUCUUGCCUUUGUACAUUGCCCUGCCGCGUUUAUCCUGAGACGGUUCUGCUGUCUCCGCAAUCUCCACGAGCUCAACGAGGAAAAAGCAAGUAAAAGAAACUUCCCGCUGUGUCUCACUUUGGUGUGCUUGCGCGUUGAAAGACAAGCCUUUUCCUGUCGGAGAAAGAAAGGGCUCACAAACAAACAACCGGCUCGAGGGUCAGAAGUUGAGGUCAACUUUCUGCGGCCUGACGAGUUCUAAACUCCACUGCACCGUCGUUGAGGCUGAAUCUGCUGCGGGUUUGAGUGCCUGCGUUGUUCGUGCGCUUCGUUGGGCUGUGCAAAAGGUUUGCUGCAAUAUAAUCAACUCCUAUCUAGCACGGAACAAAUUGCCCUGAGCUGGAACUGGAGGGAUCGACGGUAAACCUGGAUUCAAUUCACUUUUGCACUUUUAGGAACCAAUUCGGGCAAGACGAUGCAUCUCCCCAUCGACUGGUGUCAAAUGUGAGCAACAUCACACCAAGUCUUUUUGUUCCCUCCAUCUUCGCUUCCAGCUUCCAGGAACUCGGCACCCACCGUUUCACAUCUUGUUCCCCGAUAAUUCUUGCAGACGAGACUGUUGGAUCUAUCAUAAUAUUAAACGGCUUCAAAGCCUCCUUUUCCUUAUCCGGUGCCAGCUAGGCAGCACAUACAAACAAUGAACAACCCCAAUGGGACAACUACAAUGGGACAUGAUAGCACCAUGGCCCAGAGUAAUGGAUAUGGGAGCGAUGCCUGGACAAGCAUGAGCCCUUACAGUCAGAGCCCAUAUAGCGCAAGUCCCUUGACUGAAUAUCCAUCCUUUGGCGCCUUUGUCAGUCAUGGACUGCCCUCGGAAUCAUUAAAUCGAAUGCCUCCUCCACCACCGCAAACACAUCAGAUGAUACAGCCAUCCCCAACUCCUAUGGCUCAUCAUCAACUCCCCCUUCUGAAUACAACUUGGCCGAGCCAGCUGACAAACCCGGCUCCGCCACAGAGUUACUCGGCACCACCAUUAUCAAUGACACCUGCUACCAGCGCACCGCCCGUGGAACCCCCUAGGUUACCGACACAGCACGAGAAAUCGAGGAAGACUCUUACCACGGAACAGAAACGAGCCAUGUGCCAAUUCCAUGAAGAUAACCCUGGUACCCGACAAGCCGAUAUUGGAGCCCGAUUCGGCGUUGAAAGAAGCACGGUUUCGAAGGUUUUGAGGCAUAAAGAUCAGUAUUUAAAGCGAGACCAAGAGCCAGAAAAUGCCGCUGUCAAGCGUGGCAAGGGCAAGCAUCCAGAUUUCGACCGGACACUCAGCAACUACGUCAGGAGACAGCAACAACGAGGAUUCCAAGUCAGCGACGAGGAGAUUAUGGAACAGGCGAGGCUUUUUGCUCAUGCGAGUGGAAACCAGGAGAGUGUCUUGAACAAUUUGAAUAGCAGCUGGCUGCAGAAAUUUAAACAAAAGCAUGGAAUUGGACCAGGCAAGUUGAUGCGGCGGGCUUCAGAGGCAAACAUUCCGGAUAGUGCAAGACUCUCGACACUUGCCUCGAAGUCGAGCGAUUUAUCGCCUUCGCCAACGGGCCAGCUUUCACCCCUUUCAGGAAGUCGGAGCGAUGAGGAGGCACACGCUGAUGGAAUAGACUUUGACUUCGGGUAUAAGCAUCCCGAGUCCCAGUCAACAACUUCACUUUCGAGCGACUUUCGAGAUAACACGGCCUCUUCAUUCUCAGCUGGCACCAUGAGCCCGACUGGAACUUUCACUUUCUCUCCCGACCCCAAUGUAGGAGGUUUCCCUAUGGAUCAACUUCGAGGUACCGACUUCCAGCACAGAGAGAAGAGAAGCAACACAUUCCCGUCACUCAACAUUGACUACGUGAAUCAAGUCUCAUCGUCAACGGAACCAAUGACUCCUCGCCACCCUCCAUCUUCGACCGCACCGUCGUCGGCUUUAGAAUCGCCGCAGCAUGAACUUCAGGCGCCGUUUAGUAUCGAUACCAACGUCAACUCACCCCCUCCAAUGCUGCGCCGCAGUAGCAGCAACUCAAGUAUAAAUCGAUCCACAGCAGCGACAAGUGCUACUUCAUCCACACCUGUCGAUUCAUCUCCAGUCUCGCCCUCCCAGGAGGACGCCCGCCGGGCUGCACAGACACUCCUGAAUUACAUCCAGACUGCUGGCACUUUCGAUUCCAACGAUUAUAUGUCAAUCGUUCAGCUGACCAAAAAGCUCAAGAUCCACCAAGGUAGACCGUCGAUAGGAGGACUGUCUCGAAUCCCGGAAGGUGAUGUUGAAGCCCCUGUCCUCCUGCCGACGAAGAUGGAAUCGGCUUGAAGUCGGGCCAUACUCAUAGCAUUGACUGUGUGUUUCUUUUUCGUACCUAUGUCUUAUCAAUCAAGUCUCUUUUCAAAUGGGAUUUCCCCGAGGGCAUAAGGGAGCUUAGAAUAUCGUGGUUGGGGCCAUUUUGGGUCAGCGUCCUGCUCACGCGGGUAACGGACUAUAAGAGCAUUCGAAAUCUGAUGGCAUUGGCCACGAUUUGAAGUGUUUGUUGAGUCUGUUUUGCAUUUCCAACCGCACUUUGGCCGACUAUUUAUUGAAAAAAAAAAAACCGAAAUUAAAAUAACAGAAACCCCAGGUUAACGGGAGCGAACUUUUUCUUAUACUCGAUACCACGCUUGGAAAGUUUAUUCUGCCGCUCGCGCGAGCCCGAAGAAUCAUAUACAAACAGUCGUCCACACGAAGCUACAAUUCAAAACUGCUCGUUUCGAAUACGAGGUGUGAAGGAAGAGGCAAAGGAUCAGAAAUAGGUGGAAAUGAUGAGGUCAAGGACAACAUGGUAGCAGGGAAGGGGUACACAUCAGGGCGACGAUCUCGGCAACAACAGUUUAAGGGGCAACGCAACAUGAUGCGUUUGUCAAUGUUUGUUUCCUUUUCUGAAUGUUCUUUUUUACUCAUACACAUCUCUUCUUUUUUCCUGGUUGCAUUUUACGGCAUUGACGUGGAGGGAUUAAUUGUCUGCGCAUACGCUCGUUUCUUUAUAUCAUCAUCAUUUCUUGUCUAUAUUCUGUUCAAAGACGAGAAGGUAUCUGCUGCGAGGCACGGCAUGGCAUGGUAUGGCAUGACACGUUACGGGGAACGAGGUGGCACAUGGUUUACGAAGCGCCCUGUUGAGGUCGCUGUGGUUUUCAGGGCGGCAACGGAAAAGAGACCGAAGAGGCUCUUUGGUUGAGGAAAUGAGUGCUGAUUUUGGUUGAGCGUAGCCCACGAGCAGCUCCAGGGGUGUACUGGAGGUAGUCAAAUGUCUGGCAGUCGAGGGCAUCCUUUCUUUAGUUGAAUGGGCGGCAUUUGUGCAUUUAGGAAUGUCCUUGGUCUUGACCCUUAUCGUUCCAUAUUGCCGUGAUUUCUCUUAACUCUGAUUAAGCAUUAUUAACUUGUCAACAAAGGGGUAUCAUCAAUCUAAAAGAGCGUCUACAGAUCUAUUCAGCCAAGUCUUUCUUCCCAAAGCUCCGUCACACUUUUCUCCGUCAGUUCAGGCAUCAGGCGAGCAAGUAGCAGCUCAAGAAUGCUGUACAUCAGAUGCUUGUUGCAGUACUCAUCGUCUAGCACAAGAAGCAGCCUCUCCAUUUCAUCUACCAGAUCCUCGUCAUCUGAUAAAUCACACUCGCUCUCCGCACUUCGCCGCCAUAAGCGACCACCAAAAUAAAGCCUUCCCACACCCUUCGGUAGCAACCCCCAAAGAGACUUAGCGGCUCUACGACGCAGGGCUUGCAGCUCGGCUUCGGAAGAUGGUGGGAACAAGGUGGUCUUACCAGGGGCGUUAUUGGGAAAGAGGACACCGCGAAGGGUACGCAGAAGAGGGGGCAGAUUCGAGGGAGAGAAGAGGGAAUUAAUGUGAUGCGAGAGGAGUCUGUGAGAGAGAGAUAGGUUAGCACGUAUUGGCCUUACUCUGUAUUUGAGGUAGUACAACGUGGGGGGUUCAAUGAUCGGGAACGUUAUAUGCAAUAAGGGGCACGUCGAGGGUAUGUCGGGCUAGCUGGUGUGAUGCGAUGCAAUGCAAUGCAAUGUGAGGGUGAGCAACAAAGCUCAAGGCGAGACGAGGCAGUUAUUGGCCUAUUGGCUUUCACUCUCUCUGGGCUGGCGCAUAAAGUGGUGUCUCCAUGUUGAUCCGUCCCACGUUAGAUGGAUAUGGACCUAAUUGGGACCAGGGAAAGCUCUACAAGGCGAGGCUUGCAAGGUGCGGGGAAAUGGAUGAGGAGGCACAUUCGUCGUCCGCGUCGGUAAAGGUCUCUCAUGCAGAUAGAGAUGUGAGAUUACACAACAGGUUUACAAUCAGGCCGCGGUUGAGUGUGGGUAGCAUAUGACCAGUCAGCCCUGUUCUCGAACCACUCCUUCAUCGUCAAGGAUCGUGUAACAGCUCCGCGUGGAGGGUGCAGAAGACUCUGAUGGACCCAACAUGUCUCGGGUUCUGAGAAAGAGUUGAGGCCGACCGGUCAGACCAGCCCGGUCAAGCCAGACCGCUCCUGGAAGGUUCGCGAGUGUUGUGGCCAAGACUGCGGUGGAAAUCUUGAGUAUGGUUUCAACAGGCUAGCAUAGCAUAACCUCUUCGGAAAUGAUAAAGGUAGUCUUAUAACGGGUGGCGCGGCACGGAGCGAGAGUCAAUUCAAGCUCAUUGCUGCAUCUUCAAAGAGCGGGUGGUCCCUUUGGAGAAGCUGACAUGGGCAGGGCGCGUAAUCUUGACAUUUCGCUGGAUGAAAAGGCCUAGCUUCGUGCACCUUGUCAAGCAAUCAGAUGCCAAAGACAGCGCUAUGCCUUUCGAUUGGUUGAAAGCCCAAAUCCCGAGACCCAUAUCAAUCAUGAUCGCGACCACGAGAAACAUGACAAGAAAAAGGGUCUUGUCUUGGUUUGAUUAUCCUCGUGUUGUAAUUGUGGGCUGUGGGUUGCGUGGGCGUGCGAAGAUGGCGGUAUGGAAGAGGUUAUAGACGGCAUGGGCCGCUCCCAAGACAAGGCGGGCCGUUUGACCAUGCCUGUGCCGCUGAAGAAAUUAUUGUUCUGAAAGCUCACUGGAGCUUCAGGAGGUCCCGUGACUUCAAACUCAUGCGAGGUGAAUACUGUCUGGUGACGGUAUAGGUGUGAGGAAGUGGAAUAGAAACGCUCAUAUCUUACCUGUCAAUAGGGCCAUCAUGGCCAGCGAUUCGUCCAGGUCCGUUGACCGCGCCGUAUUGUAAAAGUGAUAGAAAUCCAUCCAGCCAAGGCAUGCGCAAGCUGAGCUCAAACAGAUUUCCAAGACAUGUCCAUACUCGACACGAUAGGAUCGGCGCCUUAACGGGGUCGGAUGACCUCGGCGGAGACUUGUCGUGAUCCAGCAAAGCUUCUUUCUCGUCCAAGGGCGUGGCCCUAGCGGGAAGAGACGAUGCCAUCACCAGAGCAGUCGUGAUAAACCGGAGCGAGGCAACUACCAGCAUCCCAAGCUGAAUAACGGCAAGGAACAUAGACCUUACAGACCAGCUGCGACGGCCUUUUACGUCAAUCUUGGGCCCACCGGAAUCGUUUUGGGUCUCUGCAACCACUACCCCUUGGUCAUUUCCCUGUCGCAAAACCCUGGCCGUGAUGCAGAUGCCCUCAUACAGCAUCCAUGGCUGAGAGGCCUUAUUGGCUAUAACGUUACCAAUGAUAAGCUCCGAAAAGAUCUGUUCAACGAGAGACGUGAGACAAGGGUUCUCGAGGUCUUCUGUGGGCAAUAGGAUCGCGAGGACGCCCUGAACCAGCAACUGGCGAUACAAUGCUUCAUUCUCUUUCUGGUCGGAUAUCGUGUCUGGGCAGUCUGGGUGGGGGACUGGUGCAAGGUGUGGCAGAGGGCACAUGGCGUGGUAGGCCUCUCGAGGGUCGACCUCAACAGGCUGUCUGGCGAUAGGGCUAUGAGAGAUCCGGUAGGCUAGUCACCGUUAGAUAGGAACGGCAUCGCAGAGUUCAAGUCCUC
Molecule: messenger RNA, 10183 nt
Organism: Fusarium odoratissimum NRRL 54006
Lineage: Eukaryota; Fungi; Ascomycota; Sordariomycetes; Hypocreales; Nectriaceae
Exons: 2
Coding region: 4894-6540 (548 amino acids)
Cellular component (GO): nucleus
Molecular function (GO): DNA binding
Source: RefSeq, a predicted model, not a curated record